ACUGUGGGAAAUGUAGGAGCGGGGGUCACAACAAACGACUCACUUUUUUCUUUUUCUUUUUUUUGUUAGAAAAGAAAAACUUGUGGAAAAAUACUAAUUUUAUUCAAGUUUAAAUUAAAACAGUUAGUCUAUUCUCCAUGUCAGAAAAUAAGAAAAACAUUUGUCUUUUUAUUAAACUCACAUUUGUAAAACGAUGGGACUAUCCAGGACCUCCUUCUUCAUGACGGAUGGAGGAGGAGAGAUUCUGCCAGACGUUUCUGAUGUGAGUUGUUGCCAUGCUGCGAUGCGGGCUUUGCAGACAGCAAUAGAUGCACAGAGGCUGAGGACGGCACCGGUGGCUUUGCCUAGUUCCUCUGCUUGUUCAGGCAGGAGUUUGGGUUCAGUGGCCAUCUUCAUCGUGGAUUACACCAGCAACGUGAUGUUGUUUGCCGCCACUGAGGCUUGGAAGGUGCACUGAUAAUCUUCCUGAUCAUGCUGCUGUCUCUGGGUCAGUUCUCUCUCUCUCUGCUGUCUGUGGGUCAGUUCUUUCUCUGACCAAGGACGUGAAGGAUGUGAUGUGAAGUGGAGGGAAGGAGGUGAAGGAGGUGAAGGGAGCAGCAGCAGAUUAACACUCAGCCACUCUCAGAUCCUUAAAUCAACAAAGGAAAUACCAGAAGAAGAAGAAACACAAACACUUCCUCUGCUCUACUGGAGGAGGCGGGGUCUAUUCAGCUCCACCAAUCAGCUUCUCUGACAGUCAUGGGAAACGUCUGUGAUCGGCAAAUCAGAGGCUGGUCUGAGUGUCUCCAGGGGCAACGGUGAAGUCCAAAACAUGAGUAGAGAGAAGAGAAGAAGGACAGAGAGACAGAUGGAGAGAAGAUCGACAGUUAAGAACUGAGUCACAGGUGAGACCAGUGAACACAGAAAGGUAGACAGACAGACAGGUAAACAGAGCGACAGGCUGUUCUGACCACAGGAAGACCAGAGUGAUUCUGGAUCAGACCUGGCUCAUAGGCAGGCUCUGAGACGUCUGUAUCUGUUCUGAAGGUCUCUGGAGCGCAGAGGAACGUCAUCCUGUGUGAUGGUCUGUCUACAGACUCUUCCUGGAAGUUUUUUUACCCCUGACGUUCCGCUGACCUCCUGUCAUCCGACUCUUCUGUCCACCUGGGGAUAAGGUCCAAGAGCUCAGGGAUUUAGGUGUUGGGUCUGGCGCUGCCCCCUGCUGGCGCUGCCUCCGGCAGCAGUGAUGAAGACUCACCUGUAUCUGUCUGCGUCUCAGCAGGUGAGGCCGACUCACAGACCAACCUGGUCAGUCUGGUCAGCUUCAGCCUGGAUUCAUCCUCCACAUGCUCGGCGCCAGAACCCCUGGAGCGCACCUUGACCUGCGUCGCACCUGGGGGAGACCAUGUGAGCCUGAAGGAGGAGCAGAAGAGGAGCAACCCCCUGUCUCUGACUCAGAGGGUGCAGGUGAACCGCAGGAUCCUCCAACACCUGCUGACCAACCAGAGGACACACCUGGAUGACAGCCAUUCAGAGAGCAGAGAGCACAAUGGCACAGGUUUUGUUGUGAAUGAUUCAGGGUCUGAGAUUCUUCUGAGAGACGAAAACAACCAGAGUCUCUUUGUGUCAGCUCGGUUGCCGCGGCAGCAGCAGUGCGAGGACGGAGCUCGUAUGAAGCGUCGCUGUGUUCCUCUGAGAGGAGACCACAACCUGCUGACCCCCGACACACACACACUGUCGGGGGUCAGACUGCAUCCUGUCAUCCAGGUGAGGUUGGAGGGCGUGUCCUCUCAUUCAGGACACCUGAGUGAAUCGUCCAGCAGCGAAUUGGCUGUGGGGUCAACAAGGCGACGCCCGGCAGUGUCUCCGACUCGUCGUCUGCGAUUCGAGGAUGAGACAGAGACAGAGGCGGAGUCUCGUUACCUGGAGAGACAGUGGCAGAGGAGGCGGGCGGGACAACGGGGGACAGGUGUCCUGGUCUCCAAACCAGACCUGAACUUGUACAUCAACAGCAGGGCAGAGGUGGGUCUGCAUGGGGCACAGUAUGAUGUUGACCGACAGCACAGAGGACAAACGCCAGCUGCGGGAGCAGGGGGGGUGUGGGUUGCAGGUCAGUGUGACUCCUGUGGGAAAAUUUUAGGUGGUGGAGUCAACCUGAACCUCUGUCUAAAACCACCUGUACCUGAUGACAGGGGGCAGGGCCUGUUCCGGCCCCAACUCAACCUGCGGACUGAGCCAAUCAGAGAGACCUACAUUGGCUCUGUCACACCUGGUGAGAUCAGAUCCCCGCGAGGAGGGGGUGUCUCAGGGUGUGUCUCCAACAUGCAGGUGAGGAGGAGUACCAAUCAGGUGGAACUUAAUGGAAACCAGGCCAUGCCCACCACAGACCUGCCAAUCAACCCCUACGCCCCUGACCCGCUGACCACACCCAUCUUCAGAUGCCCCUCCUCCUCAUCUUCUCCAUCACUGCUGAUGUCACAGAGUGUCAGGCUCAGCAGCACAAAGGCAGGACAGGAUCUGAACCAGGACCAGGAGGAGCAAGGGAGAGCUGCAGCAGCCAAGCCCCACAGAGAGCUCCGAUCUGGGGCAGAGCUGAAGGAGAGAAGCCCCUGUGUGGAAGAGGGGGGAUGUGUGGAUUUCAGGAUGACGAACUCUUCUUCCUCCUCAGAGAGGAGCUCAGACACAACAGCUGAGAGCCGAGCCCCGCUCACCCUAGAGAGCAGCAGUGACGGACAGGUUAAACAGCCCACAAGAGCAGAGCUCCACAGUGCCGACACUUCACCUCCCGAACACUUCAGCAGCAGAGAUGAAUCCUCUCGACUUUCUCUGCGUCGUCUUUUCUCCACCGUCACACUCAACAGGACGCGAACUGGCAGUCUCGAUCGACUCAGCAACAGGCCCCGCCCCUUGGCAUCAGAGUCCACCCCCCCAGGCCCCGCCCCCCCCAACCUGCUGAGGAAAUAUCCGUCAGUUCAGUCGCUGAAUGUGAAGGGGUCGCCUUUCUUGCAGUUGAGGAAGUUGUCGUCAGUUCAGAGUUUUGGGUCGGAACAGAAGAAGAAGAAAGAUCGCUCUGCUGACUACAAACCAGCUGCUGACAGGUUCCUGCAGCGUUGUUUGAGCGUCGAGGACGUUGGUAGUCCCUGUUCUUUACGUUCUGUUGGUCGAGUUCUUCAGGUUGGUUCUGAUGGAACGUUCCUGUUAGAACUGAGUCGACCAACGAACCAAACGUACGGCUUCGUCAUCAGCCGAGGGAGAGGACGACCCGACACUGGUGUAUAUGUGGAAGACAUGAUGGACAGCAGUACGGAGAAGCUCUAUGCGGGUCUGCUCUCGGUUGGAGACGAGAUCCUGGAGGUGAAUGGGGAGAAGGUGGCCUGUCUCAGUCUGGACCAAGUGACCCACCUGCUGACCCAGAGCACCUGUGCUACUGUCCGGGUCCUCCGACACCAGAGGACCAUUCCACGGUGACUGCAACCCCACCUGACAGUAAUUACGACCACAAUAACCAUGACACCACCUGACUGCAACUACAACUUAAACCAGUGUACCUGAACUCAGCUUGAUAACCAAACCACACCUGUGACACCUGACCCAACCAGAACUUUAGCUCCCUAACGCACUGAACACAAAGUGAACCAAACUGAAAAUGAACUUUGAUGCACUUCUUGCAAAAACUGCAACAAGCAGACCGAGCUGACUGUAACAUGAGUGACACGACAGAGCAGGUGGUCCAACCAGAACUUAAUUGCACAACCACAACCUUUAACCUUCCACAGGACCCCCCACCCCCCAUCCUGUUGUUUUACACAGGAAAUCAAAUUCUCCAUCUUCCGUUUUCACAGCCUCCAGGUCUACAGGUAGAUCAGUCCAGGUGAGGGACGUUCACAGCAGAAAAAUCAGCAGUUAAACGCAGAGUUUGUGUUUAUGAAGCUUUUAAGAGCAACAAAUGUGUUUCUAAAUGGUCAGAAGAGAGAAAUGUAAAGUUCAGGUACACAGUUUGUCAAGUCUUAAAACAACAGCGUCCAGCUGGACACUGAAACUGGUUUGUUUGCUUUAAUCACCCCUCAUACUGGUCAUACUGGCCAUUAUGGGACAUACAAGUGCAAACAUGAAGUGAAAACAUCAGCAGGUUAAUCUGCUGACUUUACAUUAAAAACCUUUCUGAGCUUUGGAUUCUUGUUUCACUUUUCUUCACCUUCACGCCUGUUGUCAUGUUUAAUAACAAUAUAACGUUAAGUGAUUUUAUUUAAUCCAGUCAGUGCUGUUCCCAGCUUUUUGUUGUCCUCAGGACUCGCAUAUUAACUUUUGCAGUAUUUAAAG
Xiphias gladius (swordfish) is the source of this 4299-nucleotide messenger RNA. RefSeq lists its product as uncharacterized. The transcript is spliced from 11 exons. The record is from RefSeq and is a predicted model, not a curated record. Gene Ontology annotation, cellular component: nucleus; apical plasma membrane; cell cortex. Bases 1651 to 3447 code for a protein of 598 amino acids. Gene Ontology annotation, molecular function: protein kinase C binding. NCBI's taxonomy places the organism in Eukaryota, Metazoa, Chordata, Actinopteri, Istiophoriformes, Xiphiidae. Gene Ontology annotation, biological process: regulation of cellular localization; establishment or maintenance of cell polarity; centrosome cycle.